Molecule: messenger RNA, 3432 nt
Organism: Betta splendens (Siamese fighting fish)
Lineage: Eukaryota; Metazoa; Chordata; Actinopteri; Anabantiformes; Osphronemidae
Product: kelch-like protein 9
Exons: 10
Coding region: 181-2538 (785 amino acids)
Biological process (GO): protein ubiquitination; regulation of cytokinesis
Cellular component (GO): Cul3-RING ubiquitin ligase complex
Molecular function (GO): cullin family protein binding; ubiquitin-protein transferase activity
Source: RefSeq, a predicted model, not a curated record
UGCUCGCUGAGCCGCGGCAGCUCCGUACAGCAGGCGCGGUGCGGCGGACGUCUUCUGCCUCGUUUCUCUGAGUUCUGCUUGGUUCCGUUGACAGGCUGGAGAGAGGCCUUGGGUCCAGUCUGCUGAGGAGGAUUUCUUCCAGGAAAUCGCACCAGCGCAACAACAGUCCUCAGGAGGACAAUGACAUGGGGUAAAGUGUUGUCUGUUACGAGCUGCUCCUCUCUUAAAAUGCCCCCGUUUGCUUCUGCAUUUGGUGUGAGAGUGUCACUUCCUACAGUACAGUAUGUGAGUGCAUCAAAAGAAGAAGUGUCUAAGUCUGUGCAGAUCACAGGACACCGUGAAACCGACAACAGGCUUUCACAAGCUGCGUUUACACAAGCAACAACGCUGGUUCCUCUGAAGUCUCCUUCACAAAACACGAAUUUAAUGGAGGUGGAUGUGCUUCUCACGUGCAGGGGCAACGGAGACGACGGGGGCCCGGGCAGGCUCGGCCGCGGCCUGUCCCGUCUGAGCGGCAGGUACCAGUUCAGACCUCCGGCUCAGCCCGAGAGGCCGCCUCCACCCGUGCAGCCAGAUGACCGGCCUCCAGAGGCUCCCGCUCCACCCGCACCGCCACCUCCGGCGGCCGCUCCCGCUCCCGCUCCGCCGGCGGCGGCUGCAGCCCCGCCCCCGCCCGCGGCAGCGCCCCCCAAACGCCCGGACAAAGGCACCAAGCCCAAGCUGCCCCCGCGCCCGCUGUGCAAGGUGUUCAGCAGCGACGAGCACGGAGCAGCCGUGCUGCAGGGUUUCGACUGUUUUCGGGCUGAUGAGACUCUCUGCGACGUCAUCCUGGUUCCUGGCGACAGCAAGAAAACGUUUCCAGUUCACAGAGUCAUCAUGGCGUCAAGCAGCGACUAUUUCAAGGCGAUGUUCACAGGAGGCAUGCGGGAGCAGGAGAUGAGGGAGAUCAAGCUGCACGGCGUCACUACGUUGGGCUUAAAGAACAUUAUCGACUUCAUUUACACAUCCAAAGUCAGUCUGGACCUGGGUAAUCUCCAGGACACGCUGGAGGCUGCAAACUUCCUGCAGGUCAUGCCUGUGCUGAGCUUUUGCAAUCAGCUUCUGAGCAGUGAGAUCACCAUUGAUAACUGCGUGGAGGUGGAGAACAUUGCCACCGAUCUGCUUCUGGAGGAGGUUCUGCUGAACAUAGGGGAGUUCGUGAGCCAGAACCUGUCGGCGCUGGUGCAGUGCGACCGCUACCUGCAGCUGUCUGAGGCCACCAUGGCCAACGCUCUGGCCAGCAACUCGCUGAAGGGCUUCUCGGAGCUGGAGCUCUACCACAUCGCCCGCCAGUGGCUGGAGCACGACCCCCCCAAGCGCCACGCGUCCGUCCACGCCCUGAUGCGCCACAUCCGCUUCCCCCUCAUGAACCCCGGCGAGCUGAUCCAGAUCUCCCAGGGCGACGAGGACGGCGGCAGCGCCAUGAUGCGCUCCGACACGGCCUGCGUCAACCUGCUGCUGGAGGCCAGCAACUACCAGAUGAUGCCCUUCAUGCAGCCGUCGCUGCAGACGGAGCGCACGCAGAUCCGCUCGGCCUCCACUCACAUCCUGGCGCUGGGGGGGGUGAUGCGGCAGCAGCUGGUGGUGAGCCGCGAGCUGAGGCUGUACGACGAGGGCACGGGGCACUGGAGGGCGCUGAGGCCCAUGGAGGUGCCGCGCUACCAGCACGGCGUGGCCCUGCUGGGCGGCUUCCUCUUCAUCGUCGGAGGCCAGAGCACGUACGACACCAAGGGCAAGACAGCCAUCGACAGCGCCUACCGCUACGACCCGCGCUUCGACAAGUGGCUUCAGAUCGCGCCGCUCAACGAGAAGAGGACCUUCUUCCACCUCAGCGCUCUGAAGGGGAAGCUGUUUGCCGUGGGGGGAAGGAACGCGUCGGGGGAGAUCGACACGGUGGAGUGCUACAACCUGAAGAAAAACGAGUGGACGUUUGUGACCAAUAUGGUGGAGCCUCACUACGGACACGCUGGGACCGUCCACGGGGACCUCAUGUACAUCUCAGGCGGCAUCACCCGUGACACGUUCCAGAAGGAGCUGUGGAGCUACGACCCGGCGGCAGACGAGUGGACCCGCCGGGCCGACAUGACGGAGCUGCGCGGCCUCCACUGCAUGUGCACCGUGGGGGACCGGCUCUACGUCAUGGGCGGGAACCACUUCCGGGGCAGCAGCGACUACGACGACGUCCUGGGCUGCGAGUACUACAGCCCCGAGACGGAGCAGUGGACCGUGGUGGCGCCGAUGCCGCGCGGCCAGAGCGACGUCGGCGUGACCGUGUUCAACGGGCACAUCUACGUGGUGGGAGGCUACUCCUGGAACAGCAGGUGCAUGGUGGAGAUCGUGCAGCGCUACGACCCAGAGCAGGACGCGUGGGACCGGGUCUUCAACGUGCUGGAGCCUCUGGGGGGGAUCCGGGCCUGCACCAUGACGGUCCACGUGCCGGAGGGGUCCGUGGACGAGGCCCAGAUACAGGACUGCCCUCUGCCAACAGCCAAGAGCUGAGACUCAGGCAGGAAAUCACACGCUUCUUAUCGGGCACCAUCUCCAGAUGGUUUCUUCAGGCCACUGCGCCGCUGCCUCUUCACUUCCUCCCAGAGUGGACUCGUUGAUACAACUGUCCGCUUUGAGUCUCAAAUGUACAAAUGGAUUCACCGGUCGAUUAAAUGUCCAUCAGUAGCGAAGGCUUUCAUUGCAAGAGUGUCAGUGUCCAGUGGACAGUGAGCUUCACUAUCCAGAGGUGCCACAUCUGGGCCACAGCUCAUUAAAAGGAUCUGGAGCAAAACGUGAAGUGAACUGUGACGUGCGGUUUAAACAUUUUCUAUUUUCCAACAUGAAAACAUUUUUACUUUUCCUUCCUUUGUGUAAGUUGGUCCGAUUUAAUCUUUUCAUGACAAUCUGUUGCAUUAAGGAACCAAAGUGAAUUUAUUAUUACAACCAAAUACGGAGGAAUUUAUCCCAAAUGCAUGAUGUAUUUAAUAUCUGGACUUCUGUGACAGAGUUAGUGUGUAUAUAGAUAUAAUGUGUGAUUAUGAAGACAGCAUGUCCCGCUGGGAGUUCGCGUCUUUAACUGGAAUUUACUGAAUUUUCUGGUUAUUUCGACCUUUAAGAAACAGAUGAGCUAAAAACAGGGCGAAGCACAAACAAGCAUCGUAAUAAAGACUGAGACGACUGUGAGCCAGCCUUUCAUUCACAGAUUUGCUGAGCUGAUCUGGACCUUUAGUCAAAGCUUUUCAUGAAACCCAGUGGACAUUUCACCAUUUCCAUUAAUUUGCAUGAAAUUUGUUUAGAAUCUAUGCAUUGGAUUAUUAUAAUUAUUAUUAUUUUGUUUAGACCACAUUGUUUACGUCUUAAUGUCCAUGUAAAAAUAUUAAAAAUUCAAAUCUUUUUAAAAACCAA